AACAACAUAAAAUAUAUUACACGAUGAGACGAAAGGCAGGCGUUGGUGCUAUUCAAAAACAAAAGCUGGAACAAGAAAAGUAUAGAGAUAAGGGAACAGAAAUUCAGGAGAAUCAAUUUGAGCAAAUGACAAAGCAAAUGGAAACCUUUCGUGUCAAUUUAGAAGAAUUUGCAACAAAGCACAAAAACGAAAUAAAAAAGAAUGCACGAUUCCGGCGACAAUUUACCGAAAUGUGUGCGUCAAUAGGUGUGGAUCCUUUGGCUUCAGGAAAAGGGUUCUGGUCUGUCCUUGGCAUAGGAGAUUUCUAUUAUGAACUAGCUGUACAAAUUGUAGAAGUUUGCAUGGCAACAAAUUACAAGAAUGGUGGACUGAUUUCAUUAGAUGAACUUAGAACAAGAUUAGUUCAAGCCAGAGGCCGUAGAAAAGAACAUCAAGAAAUAACAAAUGAAGAUCUACUAGCUGCUGCAAAGAAACUAAAAAUUUUUGGAAAUGGAUUUUCCAUUGUUCCAAUUGGUAGAGGCAAACACUUGGUACAAUCAGUCCCUGGUGAACUAAGUAUGGAUCAUACUGCUGUGUUACAGCAAGCUAGUUUAUCUGGAAAUGCGCAUAUUUCAAAGUCAAUGCUUUGCAAGGAGUUAAAGUGGGAAGCAGACCGUGCACAAAAAGCAUUAGACCACAUGGUGAAAGAAGGACUAGCAUGGUUGGAUGAACAAGGUGAAGAUGAAACAUUAUAUUGGUUUCCUAGUUUAUUCACAGCUUGUAUUGUAUCCAAAGAGUAAGCGUUUAAAUUUAUUAUAUAUAAAUAAAUAUUUAAAGAACAAAGGAUAUAUCUGUGGUAUAAAAUGUAUUUUUAAU
Messenger RNA from Megachile rotundata (alfalfa leafcutting bee), 855 nucleotides. It is a transcript of the gene lsn, whose product is annotated as vacuolar-sorting protein SNF8. Gene Ontology annotation, cellular component: ESCRT II complex. The record is from RefSeq and is a predicted model, not a curated record. Gene Ontology annotation, biological process: protein transport to vacuole involved in ubiquitin-dependent protein catabolic process via the multivesicular body sorting pathway. Lineage: Eukaryota; Metazoa; Arthropoda; Insecta; Hymenoptera; Megachilidae.